AUGUCUUCAUGUCAACAACAAGAGAAUGUCAUGGAACAAGAUAUUUUCAUUUACAUUCGAGCGAAAGAAUUAAUUGAAUUGAUAAAAUCGUUGCAUGCCGGAUUUUCGAGAGGAAUCAUUCCCAGUCAUGAUCAGAAUUUCGAAAAUGAUGAUCGAAUGAUGCGAGGCUUGUACAUUUAUGGAUCAAGUGUUUAUGAAAAUCGAAUUUCUCUUUUGAGUGAUCAUCAAGAAAAUUCCAAUGAACAAGAAAAUUCGCCAAUGGAACGAAAAUUUCAACAAGUUUUACGAUUCCAAAUGAAUCCUCAAAAACACAACGAUAUUGAUCUAUUGUGUGUUCGAGAUGAAUUCUAUCAUUAUGGAAUGGAAGAUUUAAUUCAUCCAAGUUAUCGUGAAAUGCAAGAAAGAUGUAGUGAAAAUCGAGAUGUUUAUAUGGAACAAGAUGUGACUUUACAUUUUACAGUGAAUGGAUUUUACGGAGAGACUCAAGUGUGGUCGUCAUUUGUUGUUGAUGAUUCUGAUCAUGAGAACAAUAGCAAGUCAAAAUUGAAAGAAAUUCCACACAAAGUUCAAGUAGAAAUUCACAUCAUGUCCACGAAUUUGUUUGUACAAUGUCUGAGACAACAUAAGGGAAUAUUUUGUCAAUACUUGUUUCUCGAUCAUGACACGUAUAUUCUAAAAGAAGAACAGACGAUGAAAUGGUUUCGAACCUUUUGGUUUCGAAAUUUUCACUUUCAUCGAAGACUCAUGAGAAGAAUGAUGACACGAGAGGCUGAUAUUUGGUGUUAUUCAAAAGCAAGAAGACAUUUUACAGAAUUGCCAAGUGUGGAUGCCUCUGCUUCUGAGCUUGUCAUUGACUAUGAUAUUGAAAAAGGAAAAAAGAAUUUGAUUCAUGGUAUUAGAUAUUAUUUAUUUGCGAAACAAAUGAUUUCUUCAUUAACUCUCUACGACUGGAGUGUGUGUAAUGAUUUGAAGAAGAGAGUCUUUUGCUCAUCUCAAUCAACAAACCUUUCCAAUCAAAGUGAUAACACUUUUAAUGAUUCUUCAUGGAAGGAUUGGUCUCGUUUCUUUGAUCCUCUCUACAAAGAACAUCGAGAGACCUUAACUCAACAAGUUCAGAGUUUCGUUGAUGAAGCAUUGCAAUUGGCUUUACGAAUGGAAAAUUCUCAAGAAAGUUCCUUAUCGAAAAAUUCAUUGCAAGAACAACAUGAUUUACUUUCCAAACCAGUAACAGCAACACCCACAACAUCAACACAUGGUUCCUUACUGUUGAAAAUCAUUGAAUACUAUGGACUUCAAUACUUGUCUCUCAAUUUUGGAAUGGAUAUCAUUCCCAUUCUCUUUUUAAGGAAUGGACAAGAGUUAAGUCUUGAUGAGGGUUUGACCUGUCGUCCUCUCAUUCAACAAUUACUUGAAGGUUUAACACCAUCUGCAGUAUCUGGAACAGCAUCAACCAUGGAUUCAACAUGUCAUCAUAAUAAUUCUUUGAAAAACUAUCUCCAUAGAAUCAAUACCUUGUUAUUAAGUCAUGAGAAGGAGAUGAUGAACACACAAUCUUCUUCCAAGGAGGACAAUAUGGAAAAUAAUUUCAGUGUCCUAUUCAAAAUUACUCAAAAUAAGGAAUUGGAACGAAUGGAAGAUAGUAUUCAUCGAAAAGCAUUGAGAGAAGCAAAUGGAAUGAUUGUCGAGUGGAAUAGUGAAAAGCGUGGAUUUUCAAUUGUGGCAUUUCCAUUUUUGAAAUUUUUCGAUGAAUUUCGAAUGUUAAAUGUCAACACCAAAAACAAGCACUUGUCAACCACUUGUUCAUCAGUCAAUCCUAAGAAACAAACGACAAAAAAGAAGAACCAUUGCACAAAAGAUCUUUUUUCCAACAUUUCACACCUCCGAAAAGUUUACAAAAAACUCACAGGCAAAUUAUUCAUCUUGUACGUUUACAAUCACAAGUGGAGAAUAUCAUACAAGGAAGAGGAUGAAGAGCACUACUUUGAUAUUAUUGCAUCGCAUUCACAUCAUCAGCACUGUGCAAAUUCCAAUAGUUGGGGACACAAAUUUUGGAAAAUUUUACAUGCCAGCAAAAAAACCAUGUCAAGUCUCUUCGAGUCGACGACAACGACGACGAAUGUCAAUUCUCUCAAUCUUACGAAAAGAAAUUUCAUGUUGCAAUUAUUGUCCCAUGAAGAGAGGUUGGUUCUCAUUGGAGUUCGAAAUAUGGAAACACUCGAAGAAGAGGAUCUCGAGGCGUAUGAGCAUGUUUUUGAGCACAUACAUCGAGAGGAAAAUAUUACUGAGCUAUACCAUGAAGCGAAACAACUCGAACAAGAUUUACUUUAUAAGAAUUCUAUUCAUGGAAAUUUGUCUGAAAACGAUCAAAAGUUACUCCUUCUUCUGAAAUUGCUAUAUUACAAAUCGAAUCAGUUGAAUCCUCUUCGAUACAGUGGUUAUGUUUGUGUGGCCGAAAAGAUUACACAACACAAUCAAACACAUUUCAUUGAAAGACAUCGAUUGAAGAUUGAGUCGACAUUUUAUUACAAUCUUAAUGAACUUGGGAUUUGGAACGUUUCUGUUAAUGUUCAAGAUAAUGCAAUAUUAGAUCCACCAAACAAAGAAAUUUCACAUCAAGAAGGAGAAUGUCAGAUGUCAAUGCCCAACCAUUCGACUACAAAAUUGUUCAAUCGAUGGAACGGCAAUUUGCUGAGUCAGAAUAAUGAAUUGUUAUUGAUUGAAAUGGCUAUUUCAAUGCUUGGAAAGACAACGUCAACCUCAAAUGAAUCAUCAUCGAACCAUGAUCACACUCAUCAAUCAACAAUAAUAACCACAGCACAUUCUGUCUCAUCUGAAAGCGAGAAGAAUCAAGUUCCCAAAACAACCAUUGAGGAAAUUAUUUUCCAGAGAGAAAUACGUUUCAAUGAAAAGAUUAAGGCCUUCUCUCCUCUCUAUUUUCAAAUGAAACGAGAUUGGGAGGCCAUUACCAACCUUUAUGAUCAAUUUUAUGAAGAACUUUGUCAAGAACUAGAAAAGGUGGAGAGAGAAAUAGGUAAUGAGAAUUCUCAAAACAAAUUCGUAGCACAGUUCUGUGAAGAAAAAUUCUCUCUCGAAAACAAGACGCCCAUUUUCAAGAUGGUGGAACAACAAUGCAGUCAUUCGAGAGAGAUUUUUCAAUCUCCUCGUCGUGUCAUGGAUGCCAAUAGUUUGGUGAAAAUUUGGAAGAAUUACUUGUCGCAAUGUUGA
Naegleria fowleri is the source of this 3225-nucleotide messenger RNA. RefSeq lists its product as uncharacterized. Bases 1 to 3225 code for a protein of 1074 amino acids. Lineage: Eukaryota; Heterolobosea; Eutetramitea; Acrasida; Naegleriidae. The record is from RefSeq and is a predicted model, not a curated record. The transcript has a single exon.